Messenger RNA from Astyanax mexicanus (Mexican tetra), 1715 nucleotides. RefSeq names its product tropomyosin 4b (gene tpm4b). The record is from RefSeq and is a predicted model, not a curated record. The transcript has 9 exons. Bases 236 to 1090 code for a protein of 284 amino acids. Gene Ontology annotation, molecular function: actin filament binding. NCBI's taxonomy places the organism in Eukaryota, Metazoa, Chordata, Actinopteri, Characiformes, Acestrorhamphidae. Gene Ontology annotation, cellular component: actin filament. Gene Ontology annotation, biological process: actin filament organization; muscle contraction.
AGUGUAGCAUUUCAGUCUGAGUGGCCCCUCUCCCCUUCUCUUUCUCUCAACCACUUCUCUCUCUCUCCCUCACUCUCUCUCUGUCUUUCUAUCACUCCUCAUCUCUUUUCUUCUAACAGAGAAAGACACUGUCGUCUCUGUUGUCAGUCUACCUGAGAGAAGCAGUCUCAAUCACUUUAUCCCAGACUACACUCCAUUUUUCUGAAGAGAGUCCGUCCAUCUACAGGCAGCAGAAAUGGAGGCCAUCAAGAAGAAGAUGCAGAUGCUGAAGCUGGACAAGGAGAACGCCCUCGACAGAGCAGAGCAGGCUGAGUCUGACAAGAAAGCAGCAGAGGACAAGUGGAAGCAGCUAGAGGAUGAGCUGCUGGGGCUGCAGAAGAAGCUGAAGGCAACAGAGGAUGAGGUGGACAAAUACUCAGAGGCUCUCAAAGACGCCCAGGAGAAACUGGAACUGUCAGAGAAGAAAGCCACAGAAGCAGAAGGUGAGGUGGCUGCUCUGAACCGCAGGAUUCAGCUGAUUGAGGAGGAGCUGGACCGCGCUCAGGAGAGAUUGGCCACUGCGCUCCAGAAGCUCGAGGAAGCAGAGAAACAAGCAGAUGAGAGCGAGAGAGGCAUGAAGGUGAUUGAGAACCGGGCAACGAAAGACGAGGAGAAGAUGGUGAUGCAGGAGUUGCAGCUGAAGGAGGCCAAACAGGUUGCUGAGGACUCCGAUCGCAAGUACGAUGAGGUAGCUCGUAAGCUGGUCAUUCUGGAAGGUGAACUGGAAAAAGCAGAGGAGAGAGCGGAGAUCUCUGAGCUCAAAGGAGGUGACUUAGAGGAAGAGCUCAAGAACGUAACAAACACCCUAAAGUCUCUUGAAGCCCAGUCAGAGAAGUACGCAGACAAAGAAGAUCGAUAUGAGGAGGAGAUCAAAGUCCUCACUGACAGACUGAAAGAGACGGAAACCCGUGCUGAGUUUGCAGAGAAGACCAUGGCCAAACUGGAAAAGACCAUUGAUGACCUCGAGGAGAGCAUAGCCAACUCAAAGCAGGAGAAUCUGAAUCUGCACCAAGUCCUGGACCAAACCCUGCAGGAGCUUAACAGCUUGUGAGCAUCACAAAGAGGAGACAUACCGACAGCAAUCAACAUUCCACACUUCUCAUCAAGCAUUCCUGUGUGUGUGUGUGUGUGUGUGUGUGUGUGUGUGUGUGUGUUUGUGUGUGUGUGGUUAAAUUGUAUUGUUAUCUUAUAUUGUCUGAGUCAUGUUCUCUAUUUUGGCUCCACACCCUCUCACACAUUCUCCCUCACUGCCAAAUAGAGGACUUACUUUUAUUUUAGAAAGUUGUGACUUUUCAUUGAACGCCUGGAAAAGAUCUGAAUGAUGUCACCAUCCACAUCUGGGAACAUUUUCCAUAUUUGUAUCUGUUCCACUUUUCCGUUUUUUAUUUAUUUCUGCAAAAUGUGUCUUAAAUAAGCACAAACAUUAUUUUUCAUGUUUUUUUUGUCUCAACACUCUCAUAUCGAUCUUAAAUUGACUGUCAAGUAAGGUUUAUGAUAUAUCAUGUGGAUUUAAUUAACAUAUUUACAAUAAAAUGUCAAGUAUGCAGCUUAGUUUAACACUAAUUUUUUUUGUCACCUCUUUUUUCCCUUGCACAUAUAAAAGUCUUUCCAGAAUUGUUUGCCAAAACUGAUUUUUUUUUUAAACAAUAAUAAAUUUUACACAAUUUUGCACAAAA